This is a messenger RNA of Coregonus clupeaformis (lake whitefish), 1221 nucleotides long. Its product is annotated as C-type lectin domain family 4 member E-like. The transcript is spliced from 6 exons. Lineage: Eukaryota; Metazoa; Chordata; Actinopteri; Salmoniformes; Salmonidae. The record is from RefSeq and is a predicted model, not a curated record. Bases 1 to 831 code for a protein of 276 amino acids.
AUGGAGAUAGAAGAGGACAUUUAUGCCAAUGUAGAGGAGGUCUGUGUUAAAGGCUAUGGUGAUCUGGCUGCAGGUUAUGAGACUUUACACCAGAGUCCACAGGCUGGAACAAGACCACAAGACUCAGUUCCUCUUGGUAUAAGAGCAUUGGUUUGUGAGGUGAUUGUAACCACUUGUUUCUCUACAUCUGCAGGACUGAAGCAUGGGAAUCAGAACUCUCCUCCUUGGAGGCUGGCUACAAUUUCUCUGGGCCUGCUGUGUGUUCUCUUACUGAUCACAAUCAUAAGCCUCUCUGUGCACUAUGAUGAACCCUAUAAUGAACUGUCCAGACUCCAGACUUCAUACAACAACCUGACUGAGGAGAAACUCCAGUUACAGAGGACAGUUUCAGAGCAGGAGAAGAAGAUAUCAGAGCUUGGACCCUGUCCUGAUGGUUGGAGGAGAAUCAGAUGUAGUUGUUAUUACUUGUCUAAUAACAGUAAAACUUGGAGUGAGAGCAGACAAGACUGCAGAGAGAGAGGAGCAGACCUGGUGAUCAUAAACAGCAGAGAGGAACAGAAGUUUCUAAACAAAUUGGGGGAAAAAAUGUAUUUCUGGAUUGGUCUAACUGACUCAGAGAAGGAAGGGAUCUGGAAAUGGGUGGAUGGAACAACACCAACCACAACACAAUUCUGGAGAGAAGGAGAGCCAAAUAAUGCCCAGGGGGAUGAGAACUGUGCAGUCUUCAACAGCUUCAGCGAUAACCUGGGAAAUAUACAAUCAUGGAAUGACCAGCCUUGCUCAUUGCUUAUCCAUUGGGUAUGCAACUACACACCUAAAGUGUCCUCCUAAUAGGCCUACACAUCAUGAUGGCAUCUGCCCACAGGAGAAAUACUGAAUUCCAAAAACUAAGCAGUGCAUCUCCUACAAGUUGAUGCUGACAAGGCCUGCCAGGAAAACGGAUGACCCAUAACACAUGUAAAAAAGGCCCAGUAAUUAGCUAACGAUUAAAAUUAAUGAAAGUUAAAAUUGAAUCUACGUCAGACGUUAAUUCUUCAAGUCGGCUGUUUUGGCAGGUGUUUUGGAUAAUCUGAAUACCCUUUUGAAUUUGCAAUUACGUUUAGAUUUGCUCUGACAUUAAGGUUAAUCCUUCCUGCAUUUCAGUAGUAGCACAUAUUGCUGUCACGACUUCCUCCGAAGCUGCCUCCUCUCCUUGUUCGGGCAGGCUUCGGCGUUCGUCGU